Saccharomyces eubayanus is the source of this 783-nucleotide messenger RNA. RefSeq names its product Cal4p (gene CAL4). Bases 1 to 783 code for a protein of 260 amino acids. NCBI's taxonomy places the organism in Eukaryota, Fungi, Ascomycota, Saccharomycetes, Saccharomycetales, Saccharomycetaceae. The transcript has a single exon. The record is from RefSeq and is a predicted model, not a curated record.
AUGAGUAGAACAGAACCUAGUGAAGAGACAGCAUCGUCUUUGCAGUCUGAAUUUUCAUUCAACGAGGGAAUAUCAGAGAACAAUAAGAAAAAUGUUGUAUUGUUAAACCAAAUAGUCCCAUUCAUCCUGAACACGUCCCAUUACAUGACAGAUCUAAUGUAUAUUUUAUACUACCUGGCCCAGAAUCAGGACAACAAACGUCCAAAUGCAGACGGUACAUGUGUGUCGCAUAAGGAAGAACUUUUAGCAUUGAAGAGUGAUCUUUGCGAAUUAAUUUACGAUUUAAGGACAGGUUUCCGUUUGUUAUUGGAUAGUUGUGAGUUAGAUCAUUUUGAAACACCUGGGAAGUGUCGACAUUUGAUUGAGAAGGUUUUAGUUACAUCUAUUUAUGGAGUAAAUGGACUAAUAUCUCAAGAAUUAAGCAGAUUAAACGUCGAUUUCAAAGAAGAGUUUGUUUUACAACUGCAGAACUGCUUGCUGGGGUUCGUCAAUCUUUAUAAAUUUUUGAAUAAAAUUCCCAUGAACAAACAACAAUCUCAGAUGAACGAUUUACAAAUGAAAAUACUAGUUAAUGUGCUACAGAAUGAAUUGUUACCCAUUUGGAAGUUCCAGCUGGACCUGCUUAAUUGCAAACUGUUCAAUGAGCUUUCUAAAGAUAAAAACAUGGUAAAAAUGUAUAGGGAAGCUACGAACGAUACGGAAAUUGACGUUAGCAAGGGUGAACCAUUUAUCAAAUAUGUUAAUUGGUUAAAAGACCAAAUCAUUGGCGAAAUGACUGUGUAA